Molecule: messenger RNA, 918 nt
Organism: Suillus paluster
Lineage: Eukaryota; Fungi; Basidiomycota; Agaricomycetes; Boletales; Suillaceae
Exons: 1
Coding region: 1-918 (305 amino acids)
Source: RefSeq, a predicted model, not a curated record
AUGUCUAAAAUGACCCGCUUCACUUCUUUGUGUAAAGAGAUCACAGAAAACAUCUUGGAUUCUCUGGACCUCGUGGAACUAUCAUCACUCGCCACCAUGACUUCUACCUUGCACACAAAUAUUGAUGAAUACAUUCAAAGAUGCAGACGCAUCAUCUUUGCUCGCUUCAUUAGCAACAUUCAAGAGUUUGUUGGUUUGCUACAAGGCACAGGUGCCGUGGUGUCAGGCUCAUGUGCUUUGAACCUUGUGCAAGCCAGACAAGGUGCAGUAGCAAUCAAUGAUUUGGACAUCUACACUACUCUGCAGAACUUCAAGGACUUCGUGCAAUUCUUUACAGAGACAGAGCAUUACACAGUUAUACGUAACAUUAAUCACCCCCCUCCUGGUCCUUACAAUAGCAGUGGCAUGGCCAAACUGUUCAGGCUGCAAAACAACGGACGAAACGUGGAUAUCAUUGUCACAAACCUGUCGUCAGCAAUAUCUCCUAUAUUCCAAUUCCACAGCACAAUUGUUAUGAACUUCAUUUCUGCGGAAGCUGUGUUCUGUGCCUACCCAGGAUGGACGCUCGAUAUGGCUGGUCUCGUACACCCCAGGAUGUACAAACAGAAUGCAACAAACUUUGCCACUGUUAAGGGCCUUGCAAAGUACAUGCAAAGGGGAUUUACUGUAUAUUUGGAAAUUACUGAACUCGCAGUGCACGAAUCUCGCUGUGUCAAAAUGUAUUAUUGCCCACAAAUAACGCGAAGCACCAAUGACAAAGGAAAACUGGCAUGGGUGGCCGGCCAUAAGGAGACAGCUACCGGAGCCUUAGGCAGCGCCAACUACAUAGACACUAAAGCAGUGAUCUGGAGCUUGGGAGGUGAUCAAUGUUACAAUGAGAGAGUCUCUGGUUCUCCUUCAUUUGUUUUCGCCACCUGA